GCAGCAUUAUGCAGCGCGCGAUCGCUGGCACAUCUCGUGAUUGGCUACCGUCGUUCCCAUACUUGUUUCGACGUCGAGGGCAUGCAGAAAAUUCCUCAGCCAAGUCCACGAAGCCACAAAAAACAGAAGGGUUCACCUGUGGCCAAACGUGUUGCAGCACCCUCGGUUUCAAGCACACCCAUUCGGAACCAUCCCUUCGCCUUGGCGGCGGCACGGCAGGUUCGUUCUCCAGAACUUGUGUCACCGGCCAACAGGCAAUAUACUGGUGGGAAGUACGACACGUUGUCAUAUCACUCGACUGUAUCUUCCCGGGGCAUGCCAUCACCAAAGUCGAUGCUGGGCGAACGCCCCUCACAACGUUCAAGCCCGUCAUCCAUAUCUACGAAGCAAUCCCCGCCGACAUCUUCCUUCGAGCGCGUAAGCACUAGCUCUCAGAGGGCAAAGCACAGAACGCUAUCUUUCGUGAUGGUGAUGGCUGGCGUACUUGCGAUCUUGGUAACAUUCCUCUUGGCCUUCAUACUCAAGGUUGUACUCACGUCCCACCCUGUUACAGCGGAUUCCUGCAUUACCAGCGCUUGCCGAGCGUACGCAGCAUAUUUAAAAGACAGCAUGAACGAUACUAUCAGCCCCUGCGAUAACUUUUACGGUUACGUAUGCGGCAAAAAGUCGCGCAUGUAUUCGGUUCGCUAUGACGCUUUCGUCACCUUCAGGGAUCGUGCUAUUCAGAGGAUCAAGUCGCGCACGAUACGCAUGUCAAACCAGUCCGCAGUUGACAAGGCAGCUAUGUUCUACCAGAGCUGCGAAAAUGUAUUGAAGUACGAAGACGACGGCGAGCUUCCCCAGGUGAAGUCCAUUCUGCAAGACGCUGGAAUAACAUGGCCGACGCCAGCAAGAAGUCCUGACGUGUUGUUGACGAUGCUACGUCUUUCCUCCUAUUGGCUAUGGGACAGCUUCAUCUCCGUGAGACGGAUUCUCCGCUCCGGAGCAGUCUUGGCUUUAAGAGUUGGACCUUCUCCUCAUUUCUCUACCCUACUCAGGCAAAGGAACAACAUCGUAAGGGCAAAUAAAUAUUUUGAUUACUUCGUCGUCAUCUACGAGGCACUCAAGACAACCAACAAAACGGCCAAUGAAGCAUUUGAGGAAGUCAGAGCGGCCGAACGUGACGCCGUCCCGCUGUUUGAAGCCAGGCUUCAAUCUGGUAAAGUGAAGGCGGAGACUACUAUCAGUGGAUUCAACUACACCGCUCCAGAUAUACCCAGCGAGCGCUGGCUGCAGGGGUUUACGACGCACUUUAGCGACCUCGUCGAGUCCAACCCUACCAUAGUCGUCGACCAUGUUCGUUUUUUCCAAGCGAUGCCGGUACUGAUCGAAAGAAUGGGAGAAGCGAACCUUCACCUGUACCUCAGUUGGACUGUCGUGCAAAGGUUGAUCUUGCUGAGCAACGCAAGGCUUGUGGUGAACUACCAUGGAAAUGUCGAAGCCGCUAAGUACAACCAGAGAUUCUUCUGCUUUCACUUGGUGCAAGAAAAGAUGGGCUUCGCAUUCCUCUCGCCGUACGUGUCCACCACAUACACGCCGUUCGUUAGAAACGAGGUGGAGAACAUCGUUGAAAACGUACGCCAGACAUUCGAUCACCUGUAUUCUACGAGCUUCCAUCCAUCUGACGGGUUCAGAGCAGCACAGCACACAGAUUCAGUGUUGCAGUAUCUAGACAUGUUUCUCGAAAGAAACGUUGAAAACUACUACGGCAACUAUUCCUCCAUGACAGACAAGGUGGUCGGCAACUACAAGAUCACUUGUGAUGGCGCCCGAAACAGCAAACACAAUGAGUAUGCAAUACUUCGUCAUUUUAGAACAGAGGAUGACAGUGAAGUUGCAGUUCUUGAUGAUAUCAAGGACGAGGUUGUAUUAGCUCCUAACGUGCUGGAAUUGCCGUUCUACGACGAGAUGGUUCCCUCAAGCGUCAAGUACGCCGCCUUGGGAUCUCUGCUUGCAGAGUCACUAAUGAGUUUGCUCCUUCGUACCUAUCCCAUGUGGCGAGCAAAUUCGCGCAGCAUGAUGCUUCAAACAGUGAAGUGCCUAACAGGAGAGGAACGACAAUUGAAGGCUGGUCUGCCAAGCAAUCCAAGGACUCUGCAUAAUAUCGUUUCGAUAGCAACUAUUGAUAUCCUCCUAUCUACUAACAAGACCAAAACUGACCGUGCGAAAGGAAUAGGAACAAUAUCGCCCGACAAGACCUUUUUCGUGAUCUGGUGCUAUGUCUUGUGCGCUGCCGGCGGUGACAAUGUCAACGACCUCUGCAAUGGCCCUUUAAGACACGUUGCGGAGUUCGCCCUUGUCUUCGAAUGCGCCAAGAAUACGUCGAUGAGGGCAGAGCCAACCUGCAAAGUGUUUCCUGUUUGAGUAUUUAAAAGUUAUUCAUUAGUAAACCCAGUAUAUCGGCGUUGCCGAACCUGGACCGAAAUGCA
Ornithodoros turicata is the source of this 2468-nucleotide messenger RNA. RefSeq names its product endothelin-converting enzyme 1-like. Gene Ontology annotation, cellular component: plasma membrane. Gene Ontology annotation, molecular function: metalloendopeptidase activity. Gene Ontology annotation, biological process: protein processing. The transcript is spliced from 2 exons. NCBI's taxonomy places the organism in Eukaryota, Metazoa, Arthropoda, Arachnida, Ixodida, Argasidae. The record is from RefSeq and is a predicted model, not a curated record. Bases 82 to 2403 code for a protein of 773 amino acids.